This is a messenger RNA of Protopolystoma xenopodis, 306 nucleotides long. The record is from the annotation of a GenBank genome assembly. Lineage: Eukaryota; Metazoa; Platyhelminthes; Monogenea; Polystomatidea; Polystomatidae.
AUGGUAUUCACAUACAAUAACGAGGCUCGUUACUCGGCGCGCUUUGUUCUCGCUACUCUUCCUCCUGUCUUUAAUUCCGAUGCGAACGGGCAAAUCUCAGGGAAGCAUGGGGAGAUCACAGCAACGGCUUUAUCAUCGAAAGGUUUCGUGGAUGCCAGCAAAUUUGUCUCUACACCUCGACUUACAAAGCAGACUUGCAAUUUAGCAGUUCAUUCCAAGACUAAUGAGCGUCAAUUCAGCUCUGUCUCUUUAUCGCCCGAUAAAUCCAUGCCACUACCACAGCCUAAAGGCCUCACUCAAGGGUAA